CGGGCCGACAAAAAAAAUUGUCCACUAGCAGUUGCUGGAUUCUGGAAGCCGUUAGAAGGGAAAGAAGCAGCCGAGCUGCCGAUCUGAACCGCUUCUGCAGCCUUUUUUUCUUUCCUCUCUCUCUCUCUCUCUAUCUAUUUCUCUCCACAUCCAACCUCGUUCGUGAUAGCAUCAAUCGCACUCCAUCCUUCACAAUGUCUACCGUCCGCUCCAUCCGUGCUCUCGCUCCCCUCCUGGACCGCGUGCUGGUCCAGCGCGUCAAGGCCGAGACCAAGACCGCCAGCGGCAUCUUCCUGCCCGAGUCCAGCGUCGAGAAGCUCAACGAGGCCAAGGUCCUUGCUGUUGGACCCGGCGGCCUGGACCGUGAUGGCAAGCGUAUCGCCAUGAGCGUUGCUGUUGGCGACCGAGUGCUGAUUCCCCAGUUCGGUGGCUCUCCCAUCAAGUCUGGCGACGAAGAGUACCACCUGUUCCGUGACAGCGAAAUCCUUGCCAAGAUCAACGAGUAAAAAAGCAGAGAGCAAAAUCAAAGCAUAAUAAAAGCGAUAAAAUACCCGACGUCAUGACGAGUGUACUAUAAUUUGUACCAUAUG
This is a messenger RNA of Trichoderma asperellum CBS 433.97, 590 nucleotides long. It is a transcript of the gene HSP10, whose product is annotated as 10 kDa heat shock protein. The record is from RefSeq and is a predicted model, not a curated record. Gene Ontology annotation, cellular component: mitochondrial matrix. Gene Ontology annotation, molecular function: protein-folding chaperone binding; metal ion binding; protein folding chaperone. Lineage: Eukaryota; Fungi; Ascomycota; Sordariomycetes; Hypocreales; Hypocreaceae.